Messenger RNA from Penaeus monodon (black tiger shrimp), 2787 nucleotides. RefSeq lists its product as uncharacterized. The coding region runs from base 608 to 2218 and encodes 536 amino acids. The transcript has a single exon. NCBI's taxonomy places the organism in Eukaryota, Metazoa, Arthropoda, Malacostraca, Decapoda, Penaeidae. The record is from RefSeq and is a predicted model, not a curated record.
UCCUUCCAGUUGCAUAAUCUAGCCUGCAUCCUGCCACACGAAUUUACCUGUCUGUAUCAUGUAUUGUUAUAGAUCUGCUGUUCACAAUUUUUUUUUUUUUAACUCCUCGCCAUUUUCAUUGCAGUGACUUUCUCCGCAUGUAGAAUGUCUAGCAUUAAGAUUUCCCAAGCUUUCUGUGUCAUGAAUAUGGGGAAUGAAUCAAUUUGGAAUUUCUAAUAUCUUGCAUAUACAUUGCACAGAGGGGAAAGCUGUACGGAUAUGUAGGUGUUGAUACUGUACAUCUUUGUCAUAGGAUUUCUGGACUGGCUUGGGCGGUAUGGUAACGUCAAUAGUUCUGUCAUCCCCUUCUUCAUACAGGGGUCAUUUCCUCUAAUUGUUGUGUAUUAUUGUAGCGACUGAUAUGAAGGAUUCUUGCCUUAAAUGUGACGAAAAUAUCCGUAGAAUUGUAUCAUAGAUUUUUAAUAAUGUAAUGGUGAUGAUGUAUUGAGUCGCAUUGUACUGAUACAUUUCAUCACUUCCACUUGACUGCGUAUUCCUCUCACAGUAGCUCAGUUAUUUAUUUCCAUUUUCUUGUUGGUUAGCGGCGACAGAACAUGAACUACAUCGAAUGGCCACUGACGUGUUUCUCUCUUCCAGGACGUUGGCUGCGCUGGUCCUCGUGACAUUCCUCGCUGGAGGAUCCUCGCAACGACUGCCGCGUCACCUGAGAUCCGCACCUGGGGCGGUGGUUGAGAAUCUCGGUCUCGUGUAUCCGGUAACCAGCCACGCCGAGGUCCGUUUCUCCCUAUCGCGCCUCCGCAGCGCCUUGGAACUCAUGGCGCAUCAUAGAGACCAGAUAACUUCUCUCCAAAGAAGCCUCACUCUUGAUCCUUCUCAUGACCCUCAACGCAUUCAUCUUUUUAAUCAGACACUCUCCUUGACCACCUCGAGUUUGGAUUCCUUCGUGGCGCACGGUCUUUUCGGAUUCCUAGACGGCGUCCUUCCGUCCGACCUCCAGGAAUACAGGAAAAGCGUAUCUGUCGUUCACAUUUUCGACUCGUCCGCGGAAGUCGACGACGGCGGCGCCCUUACGCAAGCCAUUCAGGAAUUAGUUUCAGCUUUUACUGCUGUCAAAAGUGAAAUCGUUUCUCUUGUCGGAACUGCAAAUGAGACGUCUGAUGUCACGCUCUUAACUUUUGAGCUUCUUUCUUAUCAAAUCGCUGUCAACAGGGUCACAGAAAUUGUAAAUGAUUUGGCGCAUGCUCUUGGUAGCGCAAUUUAUGGUGAGGUGGUGCCUAAUCUGAUUUCUCUUGACGAUUUGCACCCGGUUCUUCGGAACAUGUCGUAUUACUCUCUCAGUCCUCUUUUCCCUUUAAAGCAACACAAUCGCUUUUACGCAAGCCUGAAAUCUUUCGUCACUUCUACCAGCUUAUCGAUUAUGAUUCCAUUGCGUCCUUCAAUUGUUUUCAAAGCUUUCCGGAUACACCCUUUCCCACAUAAGACAAACAAUUCUCAUUACGUUGUCCAUACAGAUCACACGCUCAUCUUUAGGGUACUGCAUGGACGGUCUAUAUCCUACCCUCCUACGGACUACCUAAACACCUGUUCAAAACCUGCGCAGAAUAUGCACGUAUGUUAUUCACGGCCUCUGCCUCUGCAGCACGAACACUCCUGUGCUUUUGCCCUUGUGACAGGUAGUCGUAUCCCUUCCAUUUGUUAUUUUGACGUCAUCGAAGCAGAAGUAACGCCUUUCGUCCUAAGUCUUCCGGAGGUGACGUUGCUUUAUUUCUACCGCUCGACUUUCGCCACCAUCAUCUGCGAGGACAACUCACCAGACAUGAGCUUACAGGGAACCUUCGUCUUGCCCCAUCACUGCGAGCUGGAUUUUCUGUCUUUACACAUUCCGGCCACCAAGUUCUUCGUCGAGGAUAUUCACUCGACCGCCGUCCCGAUUAAACCUUCGCUCCUGACCUUGCCGACAGCCAACGUCACUAUCCCUGCGUUGCGAGUCGUGCGUGCGUUGAGACCUCAGAUCGCAGGCCAGCAAUUUGACUUCUACUACCCGGUGUAUGUUAAUUUGGUAGGCAUGUUUCUCCUUGUACUCAUGUUCGGGGCGUGUUACCUCAAAGCGUAUAGGAUGCACAGAGAGGAAGAGAAAAAACAGAGUAAAAUCACGGAUCAGUCUGUUCCGUGUCUGCCUCAAUCACAACCGCCUCCUGCCUACUCGGAAGGUCACUGACUUCGACCAGUAGGAUUUUGUACACUUUUCUGUCCUUACUCUCCUCGCCUUUUCAUACCCCGAAGUGUUCAUGGGUCGAGCUAAUAGGUCCUUGCACGCUGCCACGACCAUUUCGCUAUUAGAUUAUUUAAUUUAAUGCUAAUAUAAAAAAAGGAGAAAAAAACAUCAAGAGUAUUGAUUAUCGGUUGAUCCUUCUUCCUCGACCUACUACCUUCACCCUCCUGUGCACUAUCUCAGUAUAUCGAUUAAAGUGUCACGUCCAGAAACUGCCAAUGAGAAAUAGCAUGGCACCCAGUGUCUCAGGAACAGGGUCGACGAUGGACGCCGCUGCAGUUGAAGCUGUCUCCGGAUGACACUUAAAAGGACGUGUAAAUGUCGAGAGCCCGAAGCUCAUCGCUCUAGGUGAAGCUGCCUCCACCAUGUCCUUAAAGCCUCACGCCUUCAUUCAUUCAUUCUUUCAUUCAUUCAUUCGUUCAUACGUCCAUCUGGCAUAACGCUAGCACCCGUUCCCAAGGACUCUGCUGGCUCCUCAGACAUCGCUUUUAUCGUCAAUAAAGGCAUAACGUUUA